This is a messenger RNA of Trypanosoma grayi, 385 nucleotides long. RefSeq names its product putative methyltransferase. The annotation marks the transcript as partial. The record is from RefSeq and is a predicted model, not a curated record. The transcript has a single exon. Lineage: Eukaryota; Euglenozoa; Kinetoplastea; Trypanosomatida; Trypanosomatidae.
CUGCGCCGACUCGUCCUCGUCGUUUUUCUGCGUCUUUGAUGCCGCGUCGGUUGCGGUGGCACGGCAGAUCGCCGAACGGUGCGUGUUGCUGCGCGCGGUGUACCUCCUCUUUGCUGCAGCCGCGACGGUUGAAGAUCUCCUCGCCUGCCUCGGCAGCGCUGCGGAGGGGGCGGAGGGGGGGCCGUGGCUGCAUGGGGUGAGCCACAGCCACCACCAGCAGCAGCAGGGGAAAGAUGACGGGGAUGAAGAGGUGUCGGUCAGCAGCGGUGGCGACUGUUCGCCACGGGUCGAGACGGUGGGGAGGCACUACACGGUGCAGGAGAAGGCGGAGCUGGCCGCCCGCAUCAGCUGUGCGUUGGGGCUGCCGCCGCCGCCGCCGCCCGCC